AGGUGAUAACAGUAACCAGUGUAGCAGUGGUUUAGCCUCAGCAGUUUUACUUGCAGGACAUGCUGGACUACGGAGAUGCAUGGAGAAUCAUCUCCCAGUGAAGAUUUUAUGAGGUUUUAAGUAGCUAGGAUAUAUUUUGAAUUUCAUAAGAUGUGAUGCCAUUAAUUUGCUAGUUUUGACAGGCGGCCAAAUACUAUUUCAAACUCCAGUCCCCGGCUCUGACCCAUGAGUCUUCACACAGGCAAUCCAGUCUCCUCCUGGAACCAUGAAAAUCUUGCUGGUUUUUGAUUUUGACAAUACAAUCAUAGAUGACAAUAGUGACACCUGGAUUGUGCAGUGUGCCCCAGACAGAAAGCUCCCUGUUGAACUACGAGAGUCAUACCAAAAAGGAUUUUGGACGGAAUUUAUGGGCAGAGUCUUUAAAUAUUUGGGAGAUGAAGGUGUAGGGGAAGAGGAAAUGAAAAGAGCAGUUACUUCCAUACCUUUCACUCCAGGGAUGGUAGAACUUUUCUCCUUCAUAAGAAAGAAUAAGGAUAAAUUUGAUUGUAUCAUUAUUUCAGAUUCAAAUUCCAUCUUCAUAGAUUGGGUUUUAGAAGCUGCCCGUUUUCACGAUGUGUUUGAUAGAGUGUUUACAAAUCCAGCAGGUUUCGAUAACAAUGGUUAUCUCACUGUGAAAAAUUACCAUACUCAUACUUGCAAUAGGUGCCCAAGGAAUCUUUGCAAAAAUGUCGUAUUAGAGGAAUUUAUAGAUAAACAGUUGAAACAGGCAGUGAAUUAUACCCAAAUUGUUUAUAUAGGUGAUGGUGGAAAUGAUGUUUGUCCAGUAUCCUUUUUAAAGAAGAAAGAUGUUGCCAUGCCACGGAAAGGAUACACUUUACAGAAAACUCUUUCCAAAAUGUCUGGAAAUCUUGAACCUAUGGAAUCCUCUGUUUUGGUUUGGUCUUCAGGUGUUGAAAUCAUUUCUCAUUUGCAGUGUCUAAUAAAGGAGUGUAUCCACUAAGAUUAGAUUCAGCAUCAUAAAAUCUAAAAUCUCCAACAGCUAAUGACUUAGGGAAGUAUUUUUUUUCUCACUGAAAGUAAUUCCAGAGGUAAGUAUCUUGAGGCCUUUUUCUUGCUCUAACUGCCGUAGCAUUUGGCUUCCAACUUAAAAUCCAAGAUUUCUG
This is a messenger RNA of Ochotona curzoniae (black-lipped pika), 1163 nucleotides long. Its product is annotated as pyridoxal phosphate phosphatase PHOSPHO2. The coding region runs from base 266 to 1000 and encodes 244 amino acids. The transcript has 2 exons. The record is from RefSeq and is a predicted model, not a curated record. Gene Ontology annotation, molecular function: phosphatase activity. Lineage: Eukaryota; Metazoa; Chordata; Mammalia; Lagomorpha; Ochotonidae.